This is a messenger RNA of Nezara viridula (southern green stink bug), 320 nucleotides long. The record is from the annotation of a GenBank genome assembly. NCBI's taxonomy places the organism in Eukaryota, Metazoa, Arthropoda, Insecta, Hemiptera, Pentatomidae.
AUGCCACCCACAUUGGCAGUUAGGUUCCUCAUUAGCGGAGCACCCAUUGAUGGUAUUGAUAAGUGUGAAGGAGACCCUACAGCCUGCUGCGGUUAUCCACUCAACAAAUGUAAGACGUUCGGGAGCUGCUCGGCUUGCGUGAGUGACCUGCUGCCGCUCAACGUGUUCUUCCUUCCAGGCUGCCUCUUCGAGACUACAGUGGGCAACGUGAUCUCCGCUCUGGCCCCUCAAUCCAGUGGGUAGCCCGCCAGUCAAAAUAAUGGAGAGCAAACACAUGUAUAUCAAAACAUAAACAAUUUUAUCCGACUGUUAUGUAAUGG